UUCAACUGGCAGAUCAGAAAUGCCUUACCCACCCACCCAGAUGAUCUCUUUACAAGAUACCCUAAAUAUGUAAUGGCCAAUAAGAAUACUCUGUUUCUCUUUCAAACCCAUGGACCAUGUCCCCCUCCCAUCCCUUUCACUUCUACCCUUCUUCUUAUCCUCUGUAUAAUCUCUGCAUUAAACACACCACCCCCACUUUCUCUUUCUCCAUGAAUAUGCCCUCCAAUCCCACAUAUUAUGUUUCCUUUUAUAAUAAUAAUAAUAAUAGUGUGUAUGUAACUCCUGAGUUCUGGCGAAAUUGUUCUGAAAGACAGUGAACUUUUUUCACGUCACAGUUUUAAAUUAAACUUCGUAUUAAGAUGACUCAGUGUGUUCCUAGUUGGGAUGUUGAGGAUAAUUCGACCACGACGGUGACGAUUAAUGGCGUUGCGCAAUCCGGGUCUAGUUCUUUUGGGGUGGAUGUUCCUUCGUUGGACUAUGAAGUUGCGGAGUUGACGUGGGAGAAUGGGCAGUUGGCGAUGCAUGGAUUGGGGCCGCCGCGGGUGCCGAGCAAGUUGCUGGCGGCGGCGUCGGCGGUGAAGUAUACGUGGGAUAAGCCACGCGCCGGCGGGACGCUGGAGUCGAUCGUGAGCCAGGCGACUUGCAUGCCGGCGACGCACGGGAAGGGUGGUGGUGACGGGGGUAGAGGAGGGGGCGGCGGGGAGCUCGUGCCGUGGUUUGACCACCACGGCGGCGGCGCCGGGGAUAACCCCGCGGCGGCGGCGGCCUCCGUGACGGUGACUAUGGACGCCUUAGUGCCGUGCGCCAACAACAACAACAGCAACACUAACACUCCCGCCGCCACCGCACGCGUGGCGGGGUUCUCCGGUCUUGUGGGGUCGUGCAGCGGCGCCGGCGCCGCCACCCGGGAAGCCAGUUUAGCACGUGUGGGUGGCGCCGCCGCCCACGACUGGAGCAACAGAGGCGCCGACCAGAUGAGCAUGAGCGGAAGCGCCACCUACGGCCGGGAUAGCCAGCAGGUGACAAUUGAAACGACGUACGAUAGGGAUUUGGGUACCGAAGCCUACACCUCCGCCUCCAUGGGCUCGCCGGAAAACACCAGCUCCGAUAAACAGUGCACAAAUAAGUCCAAUGAUGACAAUGAUCACUCCGUCUGUCACAGCAGAUCUCAGAGGGAAAUUGGUAGUGAUGAUGAAGACAAGAAGAAAGGAAAUGGGAAAUCCUCAGUGUCAACAAAAAGGAGCAGGGCUGCUGCUAUUCACAACCAAUCUGAAAGGAAAAGAAGAGACAAGAUUAACCAAAGGAUGAAGACGUUACAGAAGUUGGUUCCAAAUUCUAGUAAGACGGAUAAGGCUUCGAUGCUGGACGAAGUGAUAGAAUAUCUGAAGCAGCUUCAAGCGCAAGUGCAGAUGAUGAGUAGGAUGAACAUGUCGCCGAUGAUGUUCCCGUUGGCAAUGCAACAACAGCUCCAGAUGUCGAUGAUGGCGCCGGCCGCCGCCGCCGCCAUGGGAAUGAACAUGGGGAUGGGAAUGGGUGUGAUGGACAUGAACAGCGUUGCCGCCGCCGCCGGCCGUUCCAACAUCCCCGGAAUCCCUGGUCUCCUCCACCCGGCAGCUGCUAGCGCCGCCGCCGCCGCCUUCAUGCCCAUGGCCGCCUGGUGGGAGAACUCCCUCGAUCGCAUGCCUACCGCCGCCGCUUCUUCCAUGAUGCCUGAUCCUUUAACCGCAUUUCUUGCUUCCCAAUCUCAGCCAAUGACAAUGGAUGCUUAUAGUAGGAUGGCAGCUUUAUACCAGCAGUUUCAACAAGCCCCGGGUGGUACCAAAAAUUGAGUUUUGAAACUCAACGCAUACUCUCGAAUAGCAGCUGCAAUUUUCUCAACUCAUCAUUAAAAAUUUAAGUUUUUAUUUUUGAAAAAAGAAUUUUAGUAGCUGAAUUGAUCUGAUUAAGUUGAAGAAGAUCGGUACGUGUGAUUAAAGGAAGCAAUAUAUAUACUUAAGAAUUGCGUAGGUUGUUACAAGGCUAGUUUCACUCAUCGCGGUUGUGGGAUUUCUCGUAAAUUAAAGAAUUGUGUAGGCUGAGACUGUAUAUUCAUCAGCUCUAGCUAACCCUAUCAUGAAUAUUCUUUAAGAUUACAUUGUUGAGUUCAAUAAUGGUUGUAUAAAAGAUAUUUGAUGAUGACAAGUCAUAUUUACAUUA
Ipomoea nil (Japanese morning glory) is the source of this 2196-nucleotide messenger RNA. Its product is annotated as transcription factor UNE10. The transcript has 6 exons. NCBI's taxonomy places the organism in Eukaryota, Viridiplantae, Streptophyta, Magnoliopsida, Solanales, Convolvulaceae. Gene Ontology annotation, molecular function: protein dimerization activity. The record is from RefSeq and is a predicted model, not a curated record. Bases 360 to 1829 code for a protein of 489 amino acids. Gene Ontology annotation, cellular component: nucleus.